AUGUCUGAGGAAAUAGCAAGAUUCUUCACGUCGCUCAAGCAAUGGUUCUUCAGUAAUAUCUUCGCUAUGUUUUCCCACCUCUGUAUUCUGACGCGCUUCAUCUCGUCAGUAUAUGAGGUGAUGAGAGAGACGGAAGUUGACUUUGAUGCUGAUGAAUCCUUGAUACAAGCUCAUCCACAUGAUGUCAUCCACAUUCUGGACAACAGUGACGACAAUGAUGAUAGUGACGACGAUGAUGAUAGUGACGCCGAUGAUGUUGGUGGCAACUAUGAGGAUGGUGGCAACUAUGAGAUUCGUGACAUCGAAGAGGAUAGUGACGACAGUAAGGAUGGUGACGACUAUGAUGAUAGUGACAACUAUGAAGAUGCUAUGAGUGACGUCUAUAAGAAUGGUGACGACUAUGAUGAUAGUGACAACUAUGAAGAUGCUAUGAGUGACGUCUGUGAGAAUGGUGACGUCUAUGAGGAUGGUGACGUCAAUGAAAAUGGUGACGUCUAUGAGAAUGGUGACGUCUAUGAGAAUGGUGACGUCUAUGAGGAUGGUGACGUCUAUGAGGAUGGUGACGUCAAUGAGAAUGGUGACGUCAAUGAAAAUGGUGACGUCUAUGAGGAUGGUGACGUCUAUGAAAAUGGUGACGUCUAUGAAAAUGGUGACGUCUAUGAGAAUGGUGACGUCUAUGAGGAUGGUGACGUCUAUGAGAAUGGUGACGUCUAUGAGGAUGGUGACGUCAAUGAAAAUGGUGACGUCAAUGAAAAUGGUGACGUCAAUGAAAAUGGUGACGUCUAUGAGAAUGGCGACGUCUAUGAAAAUGUCGACGUCUAUGAAAAUAUCGACGUCUAUGAGAAUGGUGACGUCAGUGAUAAUGGUGACGUCUGUGAGAAUGGUGACGUCUGUGAGAAUGGUGACGUCUGUGAGAAUGGUGACGUCUAUGAGAAUGGUAACGUCUAUGAGGAUGGUGACGUCUAUGGGAAUGGUGACGUCAAUGAAAAUGGUGACGUCAAUGAGAAUGGCGACGUCUAUGAAAAUGGCGACGUCUAUGAGAAUGGCGACGUCUAUGAUAAUGGCGACGUCUAUGAAAAUGGUGACGUCUAUGAGAAUGGUGACGUCUGUGAGAAUAGUGACGUCUAUGAGAAUGGUGACGUCGAUGAGAAUGGUGACGUCGAUGAGAAUGGUGACGUCGAUGAGAAUGGUGACGUCUAUGAAAACGGUGACGUCUAUGAAAACGGUGACGUCUAUGAAAAUGGUGACGUCUAUGAAAAUGGUGACGUCUAUGAGAAUGGUGACGUCUAUGAAAACGGUGACGUCUAUGAAAACGGUGACGUCUAUGAAAAUGGUGACGUCUAUGAAAAUGGUGACGUCUAUGAAAAUGGCGACGUCUAUGAAAAUGGUGACGUCUAUGGGAAUGGUGACGUCUAUGGGAAUGGUGACGUCUAUGAAAAUGGUGACAGCAGUGAGGAUGAUAAUGAAAGUGAGGAUGAUGAUGACAGUGAGGAGGAUGAUGACAGUGAGGAUGAUGAUGAAAGUGAGGAUGAUGAUGACAGUGAGGAGGAUGAUGACGACUACAUUAGCCGUGACGAGGGAUAUGAAACUGGCAGCAGUGACGAUGACAGCAACUGGGGCGUCGAGGUGUUUUGGCGCGCUAGGAUACUUCUGAAUAUCUUGAUAGAGAUCGUAUAUCAAGAUAUCUCGAUCUUGCAAGAUAUCAAUAUAUCUUGA
Messenger RNA from Procambarus clarkii (red swamp crayfish), 1716 nucleotides. RefSeq names its product protein PFC0760c-like. Lineage: Eukaryota; Metazoa; Arthropoda; Malacostraca; Decapoda; Cambaridae. The record is from RefSeq and is a predicted model, not a curated record.